Salarias fasciatus (jewelled blenny) is the source of this 2166-nucleotide messenger RNA. It is a transcript of the gene ube2ka, whose product is annotated as ubiquitin-conjugating enzyme E2Ka (UBC1 homolog, yeast). NCBI's taxonomy places the organism in Eukaryota, Metazoa, Chordata, Actinopteri, Blenniiformes, Blenniidae. The record is from RefSeq and is a predicted model, not a curated record. The transcript is spliced from 7 exons. Bases 283 to 885 code for a protein of 200 amino acids. Gene Ontology annotation, molecular function: protein binding.
CUCCUCCAGACUGCAUGCAGUUUGGUAUUAAAAUGUUUUCAGUAUCGCCAACCAUUGUGCUAAUAUACAUUUGAGAUGAUAGGCACGGCCACCGGGACAUUUUAACCAGACGCAGCGGCACACGGAGCUCGGGGACUGACGGCACCGUCGCGGAAACAAACGCCACCUGGGUUAUUUUUCAGGUUGUGGCCAAAGAAAAGUGCAGAGCGACUGAAGGCACGGCGAGCUAAGUGGCUAGCUAAAGGCGACGAGGCCCCAACCGAACGGGAACACGGGGGAACCAUGGCCAACAUCGCGGUUCAGAGGAUAAAACGGGAAUUCAAGGAGGUGCUAAAAAGUGAAGAGACAAGCAAAAACCAGAUAAAGGUGGAUCUGGUGGAUGAGAACUUCACAGAACUUAAAGGAGAGAUAGCAGGGCCACCUGACACGCCGUAUGAAGGGGGUAGAUAUCAACUAGAAAUUAAAAUCCCAGAGACGUAUCCGUUCAAUCCACCAAAGGUGCGGUUUAUCACGAAGAUCUGGCAUCCCAACAUCAGCUCAGUCACAGGUGCAAUAUGUCUGGAUAUUCUCAAAGACCAGUGGGCAGCAGCUAUGACCCUGAGGACGGUCCUCUUGUCAUUACAAGCCUUACUGGCAGCCGCAGAACCAGACGAUCCGCAGGACGCCGUGGUAGCCAAUCAGUACAAGCAGAAUCCAGAGAUGUUUAAACAGACGGCGAGACUCUGGUCUCACGUGUACGCAGGCGCGCCCGUCUCCAGUCCGGAGUACACACGCAAAAUAGACAAACUCUGUGCCAUGGGCUUUGAAAAAAAUGCAGUAAUAGUGGCGUUGUCGUCGAAAUCCUGGGACGUGGAGACAGCGACAGAGCUACUGCUCAGCAACUGAAUUGACACCUCCUUCAUGUUCCUCUAAAUCCCUCUCUUCCGCUUCAAACACACACACACACACACACACACACACACACUUUUUCUCCUCUGAAUUCCAGCUGUCUGAUGGCGUCUCCCCACUGCCCCACCCCUCAGUUCCACACGUUCUCCUCCUCUCCACCCACCCCCACCGCCCCCUCGCUGUGGCAUCACCUAUGCUGUAUCACACUCCAAUCAUGUGCUCUCUGAGUUUUUAUCUUUGGUUUCUUUGAGUCCGUUCGACAUUCCACUCGGCACUACAAUCACAAAUCCGACCGCAUCUCACCCCUCCGUUCAGGCAGACGCCAGACUCAAGGCCCCGUCCACGCGGCUUAUCCUUGCCUAUGCAGUGCAUUUACUUUCAUUUCUGAAAGUCUUUGUCGGAGAGUCAAGCCAAUCUGGGGGAUUCUUUUCGACCCGUUUCUGAUUUCACACUUUUUAGGGCUGUUUUCCAAACAAGGGUUCGAGCCAAGUCUUAACUUAUCGUUUGUGUAAAAGCUUUCUGGCAUCGAAUUUAAACUCAUUACCGCCCAGCAUCAAUCCCAAAUAAUAAACGUUUCAUAUUGUGAGAGUACGAACAGUAUUGGAUCCUUCAUAAAUUUGGGUCUCACAUUCAAGUUGAAGCGUGGCAGAUGUGUUGUUGCAUAAGAGUAAGUUGCACACCACUUGCUGGCUAGCAGAGUACGUCAGCAUGACACACUCUGCCUGUGAGGAGUGUUGCAUGCUUUACACCUUAUAUUGUUCUUUUUUUUUGUUAUGGCAGCAGUAGUGCACAACUUAAGCUCAUUGCAUUAAGGUUUAAAACUGUCGCUAGCAGUAAACGGUUCCGCAGUCAUCACACACACAUACACACACACACACAGACACCAUGUGGGUCGGCUUAUUCGUGUUUCGGAAACCAGCUCAUGAAGUGUCCCAGAGGUUUUCACGCAGUAGCCAUAUCUCUUUUCCACGCCACCGUUCUCUCUCGAACAGCCUGCAACCCACCAACCUGCAGUCAAUCCCUCUCUUCCCUCCCACACCUGUUCUCCACAUGGCUGACUCCACCUUUUUCCCAAGAUUUUUAAAAGGAACAAAGGAAAAAAAAAAAAGUUUUGUUCUCCCACAGGAAAUACAAUGAAAAUUUUCUUUUAAAAAUAGAAAAAAAAAAAAAAAAAACACCAAACAUGUUCAGCAGUAACACAACAUGUGACCAGUUUGCAUAGAAGUGGUUCAAAAUAAGUUUGAAAAGUAAUGCAUCUUCUUAACUACGCCAACAGAU